Molecule: messenger RNA, 297 nt
Organism: Sordaria macrospora k-hell
Lineage: Eukaryota; Fungi; Ascomycota; Sordariomycetes; Sordariales; Sordariaceae
Biological process (GO): protein sumoylation
Cellular component (GO): nucleus; septin ring
Molecular function (GO): protein tag activity; ubiquitin-like protein ligase binding
Source: RefSeq, a predicted model, not a curated record
AUGGCGGACAACGCUGAGAACGGCAACAACUCCGGCGCCGAUGCUGCCGCCCCUGCCGUUGAGCAUCUCAACAUCAAGGUCACCGACAAUAACAACGAGGUGUUCUUCAAGAUCAAGCGCAGCACCAAGCUGGAGAAGCUGAUGACCGCGUUCUGCGAACGCCAGGGCAAGACGUUGGCUUCUGUUAGAUUCCUCUUCGAAGGCCAGCGCGUACAGCCCACGGAUACCCCAGACACUCUCGAGAUGCAGGACGGCGAUUGCUUGGAAGUCCACCAAGAGCAGGUCGGCGGCUGCUAG